GCCAUGCCCUUCUGGGUGCUGGCUCCACAGCAAAGCCCUGCUCCAGCUGAUCCCUACCUCAGGAGGGAUGAAAGCCAGCCCUGCUGAAAGCUGCAAGGGCUCAGUUAAUCCUGCUGUCAGGCGGUGUUAAGCAGCAGUCUCAGCGCUGGAUUCCGAGAGAAGGAGACGCGCAAUCCAGAAGGCGCAGCAGAGGGGAGGCGAGAGAGGCAGCUAAAGAGAGCAGAGCGGGGGAAAAAUCAAAUCUAUGCUCGGAACUGGGCUUCUUUUUCGCCAAUGCAAAAGGGAAUAUGCAGCACAUUUUUGCCUUCUUCUGCACCAGUUUCCUAGGGGCAGUGUUAGGGGCCAAUUUCCCCAACAAUAUCCAGAUAGGGGGGUUAUUUCCUAAUCAACAGUCCCAGGAACAUGCUGCUUUUAGGUUUGCGCUGUCUCAGCUCACGGAACCCCCUAAGCUCCUUCCCCAGAUCGACAUUGUGAACAUUAGCGACAGCUUUGAAAUGACAUACACCUUUUGCUCACAGUUCUCCAAGGGCGUCUAUGCCAUCUUUGGUUUUUAUGAGAGGAGGACUGUCAACAUGCUCACAUCUUUCUGCGGGGCUCUCCACGUCUGCUUCAUAACGCCCAGCUUCCCCGUCGAAACGUCCAACCAGUUUGUUCUCCAGCUUCGCCCAGAGCUCCAGGAUGCCCUCAUCAGUGUCAUCGAACACUACAGCUGGCAGAAGUUUGUGUACAUUUAUGACGCUGAUCGGGGAUUGUCAGUCCUACAGAAAGUGCUGGACACUGCAGCCGAAAAGAACUGGCAGGUGACAGCUGUCAACAUCCUGACGACAACAGAAGAGGGCUACCGCAUGCUCUUCCAGGAGCUGGAGAAGAAGAAGGAAAGGCUGGUGGUGGUGGACUGUGAAUCUGAGCGGCUGAACAUCAUCCUCAGCAAGAUCAUCAAGCUUGAAAAAAAUGGGAAUGGAUACCACUACAUCUUGGCAAAUCUGGGAUUUAUGGAUAUUGAUCUGACAAAAUUCAAGGAGAGUGGAGCCAAUGUAACUGGAUUCCAGUUGGUGAAUUACACGGAUGCUGUUCCUGCCAGGAUCAUGCAGCAGUGGAGGAAUAAUGAUGCCAGGGAGCAUCCUCGUGUGGACUGGAAAAGACCAAAGUACACAUCGGCCCUUACAUACGAUGGGGUCCGGGUGAUGGCUGAGGCGUUUCAGAACCUGCGGAGGCAGCGGAUUGACAUCUCCCGUCGCGGCAAUGCCGGGGACUGCCUUGCCAACCCUGCCGUGCCCUGGGGACAGGGCAUCGACAUCCAGAGAGCGCUGCAGCAGGUCCGUUUCGAAGGACUGUCUGGCAACGUUCAGUUUAAUGAGAAGGGACGCAGGACCAACUACACCCUCCAUGUGAUUGAGAUGAAACACGAUGGGAUCAGAAAGAUUGGCUAUUGGAAUGAAGAUGAAAAGUUGGUUCCAGCAGCCAUAGAUACUCAAACCGGCAAUGAGUCCACGAGCCUCCAGAACAGGACUUACAUAGUCACAACUAUCCUAGAAGACCCAUACGUCAUGCUCAAGAAGAAUGCCAACCAGUUUGAAGGCAACGAGAGGUAUGAAGGCUACUGUGUGGAGCUUGCUGCUGAGAUUGCAAAGCAUGUUGGCUACCACUACAGGCUGGAGAUUGUCAGAGACGGGAAGUACGGAGCCCGGGACCCCGACACCAAAACGUGGAAUGGCAUGGUGGGAGAACUCGUGUAUGGGAGAGCUGAUGUGGCUGUGGCACCACUAACCAUCACUCUGGUUCGAGAAGAAGUUAUAGACUUUUCCAAACCAUUUAUGAGUUUAGGUAUCUCUAUCAUGAUAAAAAAACCUCAGAAGUCCAAACCAGGAGUGUUUUCCUUUCUGGAUCCGUUGGCUUACGAAAUAUGGAUGUGCAUUGUUUUUGCCUACAUUGGAGUGAGUGUUGUCCUCUUCUUGGUGAGCCGCUUCAGCCCUUAUGAGUGGCACACAGAGGAAUUUGAGGAAGGACGGGACCAGCCAGCCAAUGAUCAGACGAAUGAGUUUGGGAUAUUCAACAGUCUCUGGUUCUCCCUGGGAGCUUUCAUGCAGCAAGGAUGUGAUAUUUCUCCAAGGUCUCUCUCCGGCCGCAUAGUCGGUGGCGUCUGGUGGUUCUUCACCUUGAUCAUCAUAUCCUCCUACACAGCUAACCUGGCUGCCUUCCUCACGGUGGAAAGGAUGGUUUCUCCCAUCGAGAGUGCAGAGGACUUGGCCAAGCAGACGGAAAUCGCCUAUGGGACCCUGGAAGCUGGUUCCACUAAAGAGUUUUUUAGGCGAUCCAAAAUAGCAGUGUUUGAGAAGAUGUGGACAUACAUGAAGUCAGCCGAACCCUCUGUUUUUGUGAGGACGACGGAAGAGGGGAUGAUCCGGGUGAGGAAGUCGAAAGGGAAGUAUGCCUACCUCUUGGAGUCCACCAUGAACGAGUACAUCGAGCAGCGGAAGCCCUGUGACACCAUGAAGGUGGGAGGUAACUUGGACUCCAAAGGCUAUGGCAUUGCAACGCCAAAGGGGUCUGCACUGAGAGGUCCCGUAAACCUAGCGGUUUUGAAACUCAGUGAGCAAGGCGUCUUAGACAAGCUGAAAAGCAAAUGGUGGUACGAUAAAGGGGAAUGUGGAAGCAAGGACUCCGGAAGUAAGGACAAGACGAGCGCUCUGAGUCUCAGCAAUGUGGCGGGGGUUUUCUAUAUCCUCAUCGGUGGGCUCGGACUAGCCAUGCUGGUUGCCUUAAUCGAGUUUUGUUACAAGUCCAGAAGUGAAUCAAAGCGGAUGAAGGGUUUUUGUUUAAUCCCACAGCAAUCAAUCAACGAAGCCAUACGGACAUCAACCCUUCCCAGGCCGGCUGCAGCAGGAGGCAGUGGAGAAAACGGACGUGUGGUCAGCCACGAUUUCCCCAAAUCCAUGCAGACGAUCCCGUGCAUGAGCCACAGCACCGGCAUGUCCCUGGGAGCUACGGGAUUAUAAUUGGCCUUUUGACCCAUUGCCUGGGUGAGAGCAGGGGCAGCCCAACUCCACCCCCUCCAGAGCCAAAACCAAACCCAACACCAACAAGACAAAUGAUGAUGACAGAAGGGACAAUUGGAUGGAUCUUCUCGAGGAAAUCAACUCUAUUUCCCUUUUUCUUUUGCAAACAGAUCCACCGGCAGGAGAACAGAAACAGGUCUGUACUGCAAUAAGGAGAGCGUAAUGGGAUUUAACAGACUCGUGAACCGUCCCUGAUCAAAGAACCACUGGAACACUAAUGAGGACUAUGCCAUUUUGUUUUAACUUGGUUGUUAAUAAGUCUUAGUGUGUGCAAUAUAUAUAUUUUUUCUUACUAAUUCCUGUGGUGUCAGGGUAACAUCAGCCCUUUCCCCUUUCCCUUCUCAGCCCUUUAAUCUGGUUUAGUUCGGGAUGCAAACUAUAACGUCUGAGCUACUAACAGCAAAAACAAAAUCCAACGAAUGGCAAGUCGAACUCCCUGCAGGGCAUCAGCACUGACCCCUUUUCUCCAUCAUGAUUCUGCCUUCCGUUGUUCUGUUGUGAACUCAGGGUGUGGAGUUAAUGCAACAAGGCAGACAGGGCUGCGAAUGGCUCUCCCUGCAACAGGAAGGACUUGACACAAGAAGAACCUGAACAAAAAACAUGAGGCUGUUUUACAGGGGCAAAGUCAUGAGUGAGUUUGGAAACCCCAGGUAAUCUGACAACAAAGAGGUAAUUCUUCCAGAGAUGAUGAGCGGCGGUUCAAGAGAAGGUUCGUGUGCCUGGAGAGGAGAGCAUCAUGUAUGGCAUACUAGAGCAGAUGGUUGGUCUAAGAGCAUGGUAGGCUGCUGUUUAUAGAAGAGAAAAGGUAAAUGCAGUAUUCCCCUCACAUGCCACUCUCCUGCCUAGGUUAUUGGGGGGCUAAUAAGCAAUUGUGAACCAUUUCUUCAUUGCUUAGCUUCUGUGUGUGCUCCCUUUUUGGUGGUCACGUAAGGGAACCACCCUGAACCGGGAAUAGACCAUCACAAGACAUCCAGUUCUAGAUGGCUGCCUAUUAACCAGUAAAACAUGCUAGAAGUCACGGGGCUGCAAUGGGACUAUCCCAGACUUUUUGCUCUGAAAUCCCUUUAUGGCCAUUUUUCUAAUUACAAGGGACAUUUUUUAGCUAGUUGGCCAGAAUAGCUUCCUGGAAGAAACAGCUGAAGCAAACCAAGGAGGAGACCCUACAAGAGCUUCAUUCAAGCAUCUGUGACAUUGGAUAGCAUCAGGGCUGGCCAGACUCAGCCUUCCUGUCAAGUUGUGGCCUGUACUCUGGGUACAAAGCCAAAAGUAGCAGAUUCCUGCUUGUGUAUCCUUAGGGAGGGGAAAGCAUCCACAAGCCAGGAGAGCAGGCUGCUGACACCAAAUUCAGAAUUGCAGAAACCCACACUGCUGGGCAGAGAGAUGGGAGUCCAGCUACAGGCACGGAGGUCAAAGGGGCAAGGAUGGUUUUCCAGAACUGCACAAAAGACUCAUUCUGUGAAUCAUUGGCAUGGACAGAAAAAUGUUUCCCACCCUGGUGAGCCUGAGACACCUCCCCAGAAGUGAAGGAUCCCCAGGGGAGCAUCUAGUGAGAGAAGAUCUGUAGGGCAGGGACCAUGGGGAACCCACUCGGCCUUGUCCCAUCUCACAAGUCCAUCACUGAUGGCAAAUAAAGUUCAAAACUUCUCACAGGACUCAACAAAUAUCUGUCCGGGGACUGAGCUGCUAGUGGAGCAUUCGGAACUCUUUUCUCACUCGCUCUCUCUCUUUUUUUUUUUUUUUUCUUUUUUCUUUAUUUCUUUUUUUAAUUUUCCUGCAACGUAGCAAGUGAGGAGCAGGAAAAGAAGGGAUGCAAGUGAAGACAAAGUCAUGCAGGCAAAUGACUGGCACAGGUCUACAAGGAGGACCUGUCUAUACAGCUGUCCAUAAAUAGAGCUGGAAGCUGCCUGGAUGCCAGUUUCCAUUAGUGUACUGUGCAGAGCAAUAUGUUUACCACCUUUAACACCAGCCUGGUCCAAAGCAUCUGUUCCAUUUACCUGCUUGUCCUGCAACACUUUGGAGACCAGUGAGACAAAGAAUCAAGGUCUGAAGCUCAGGCACAGCAUGUCGUGUGCCAAUGUGCUUUCCUCUCUCCACUACUGCAAGCCCUUGUGAUCUCCAUCUCUAAUCACCCAACACGAGUUCUAUCAUCAGCUGCUCCAAACACCUCUUCAGGUCACUUUGUGUUGGUUAUCACUAUUUUUAAUCCACUUUUCUGUCCUUAUUUUUAACUUCAGUUCUGUGUAAGUGCUAGCGCAGUGGGAACAUCCCUCAAGCUAGCCUGUUUCCGUGCCCAGAGCCCUCGGAUGCAUCCCUUGCCCCGGCUCUUGCCACAUCCCGGACCUUGCCACGGCACCCCUGGGUGCUGCACCCUGUCCUCCUCCAGACAUGGCCACCGUGGUGGCAGGGCAUGGGGAGCCCAGCCGGGCAGGCAGACAUCGAAGCGCCUGUGCUAGGACUGGCCGCCUGUGACGUGAAGAUGUGAGAUGGAGUCUUCAAAGGCUUUCCAUCGGUGGUGGGGUUAAAAAAAAAAAAAAAAAAAAAAAAAAAAGAAUAGGACAAAAGCGUGGAAAAAUGUUAACUUGUAAUAUGUAUUUUUACUACACUUUUCUUAAAAAUAGAGUAAUGGUAAAACUCUUAAAGACAUUGACAUUUUUUCUCAACAGGAAUCCAUAUUUAACAGUUUUGGCUUUCAUUAAAUUUUGCUCUUUGGUACCUGGAUCUUUUAUUUAACAUCUAUAUUUGUUUUAACUCUCUUUUUUCUUUUCUUUUCCUUUCUUUCUUUUUUCUUUUCCUUUUGGCGAUACUGCAAAGGAUUUUGCUUUAUCAAACUCAACAGUGUUUUUAUUUUCACAUUCUCUUUUUUCAAGCAACAUUUUUACUGGUAAUUAUUAUUUACAUAAAAAUGAAACUAUCAGCUGGAAUUUUAGCACCAAGCAUCCAUGAUGCAUUUUUCAUAGCUGUCCAUGCCAUUUUGUGCCAGUGCUGGAUGUGUGGAAGUGAAAAUGAUGUUAUCCCUCAGGCAAUAUUACCCAACCUGAAUCAAACGAGAUUUCCUUGAUUAUUGCUGUGUCUGACUUGUGAACAGCAGCCAAAUAAACUGCUUCAGGUUGAAA
Molecule: messenger RNA, 6169 nt
Organism: Anas platyrhynchos (mallard)
Lineage: Eukaryota; Metazoa; Chordata; Aves; Anseriformes; Anatidae
Gene: GRIA1
Product: glutamate ionotropic receptor AMPA type subunit 1
Biological process (GO): monoatomic ion transport
Cellular component (GO): membrane
Molecular function (GO): ligand-gated monoatomic ion channel activity; signaling receptor activity
Source: RefSeq, a predicted model, not a curated record